AUGUGUCAUGUCAUUGUAACGUGUCGGUCGAUGCUAUGGACUCUCCUGAGUAUUGUCGUGGCUUUCGCAGAGCUCAUCGCUUUUAUGAGCGCAGACUGGCUGAUUGGUAAAGCAAAGCCUUCAAGCUCUGAGGAUGUGGACAACAGAACAGGGGGGUCACAGGAGCCUUACCAUCCAACGCUGGGCAUCUAUGGGCGCUGCACCAGAAUCUCUCACAUGCAGCUUUCUAGACGAGACACGCUUUGUGGUCCUUACGCUGAAAACUUCAAUGAGAUUGCCAGUGGGUUCUGGCAGGCAACCGCUAUUUUCCUAGCCGUGGGAAUCAUGAUCCUCUGUGCCGUGGCAUUUGUGUCUGUCUUUACUAUGUGUGUGCAGAGUAUUAUGAAGAAAAGCAUUUUUAAUGUCUGUGGGCUGCUACAAGGGAUUGCAGGCCUCUUCCUUAUCUUAGGCUUGAUACUUUACCCUGCAGGUUGGGGAUGCCAGAAAGCAAUAAGCUAUUGUGGACCUUACGCUUCUGCUUACAAACUAGGAGACUGCUCCUUGGGCUGGGCUUUCUACACAGCUAUCGGUGGCACUAUUCUGACGUUCAUCUGUGCAGUCUUCUCGGCGCAAGCUGAAAUAGCCACAUCGAGUGACAAAGUACAAGAAGAAAUAGAAGAAGGAAAAAACCUUAUCUGCCUCCUUUAACUCCAGUGGGGACAACCACCAGCGCCUGGAUCUCAGUCUGCUUUCCAUUGACUGGACAAGCAGACCCGCUUACCUGAUUCUACCAUUUGUGUGAUUGAGCCUCAUGCAUUCCAGCCAUGAACUACUGAAAUGUUUUUUCUUUCUUGGUGGGCAAUGGGGAUCAGAAAAAGGAUGCCAAGAAAGCAGAAUGUAAAUACUUGGGGAUUUUUUUAGUUUCAUUCUAUGAUCAGGACACAGUAGGAUACAUUAAUCUGACUGGGGAGGUGAGCAAUUGUGUACAUAGAAGGAAU
Opisthocomus hoazin is the source of this 977-nucleotide messenger RNA. The record is from RefSeq and is a predicted model, not a curated record. Lineage: Eukaryota; Metazoa; Chordata; Aves; Opisthocomiformes; Opisthocomidae.